Dothidotthia symphoricarpi CBS 119687 is the source of this 1087-nucleotide messenger RNA. RefSeq names its product BIG1-domain-containing protein. The coding region runs from base 128 to 1009 and encodes 293 amino acids. The record is from RefSeq and is a predicted model, not a curated record. The transcript has 3 exons. Lineage: Eukaryota; Fungi; Ascomycota; Dothideomycetes; Pleosporales; Dothidotthiaceae. Gene Ontology annotation, biological process: (1->6)-beta-D-glucan biosynthetic process; fungal-type cell wall biogenesis. Gene Ontology annotation, cellular component: endoplasmic reticulum membrane.
UUGGACCAUCGGCGACAGCGCGUCAUAGGCUCCGGUGUAUCGUCGGGUAAUUCCGUGACAGGCAGGCGUCGCAUCGAGCUUGGUCGCUGUAUCACGAACCUCAGCACCAUCAACCCAUCACAACACCAUGGCUAAGAUACUGGUCGGCGCCCUCGCUCUCGCGUCUCUGCCCUCGGCGCUCGGCUUCCGCAACACGUCGCCCUUCUUCCUCUUCUCCACGGCCGAUCUGCUCCUUCCUUCCACCGACGCCGCGAUCGCGCUAUCGGACAAAGUUCUCGCCGAUGUUCUGGACGUCCUGAAGGACUGCCCGACGCGAUCGUACAUCGUCGUCGAACAGGAGAGUGUCUCAUCUGCCGACUAUGCUGAUGGCCACUCCACGCCACGGUUGGCUCAAUACAUGGGAGGCAAGCAUGACGAAGUGAGGACGACUGUUGCGCUGCCAGAGAUUGUUGGUGAAUUGUCGACAGCGGAAAUCAUAUCGCAUCUGGAGACCAAGUGCGGUCCCAGCGUUGGCAGCUCAGGAAAGGUGGAUUCGAAAUGGCUUACGACGAUGAAACUGGCGACGCCUGGUGCAUCCAAGGCAUCCCGACGAAACCGCCUUCUCUCCAACGAUGAGAUGCUCGAGCAGAAGAUCGUCGAGGAGGCAAACUCCCAAGAUUACACCGUCAUCUACGUCACCAGCCCACAGUCUGAAGCACAGUUCAAGACACUGCUGCAGGAGGAGCGUCAGCAGCAGUACACAUACGACACGGACAACUCUUUCGGCGAGCGCGUGCAGAUGGAGCUGAAGCGAGACACGACCGCUCAGAUGGCCAGGCGCGCCAACUCGACAGAGGGCGGUCUCUUCGAGAAGUACCAAUACUUCACGCCUGGGCUGUUCAUGGGUUUCAUGGCUAUUAUCCCGCUCUUCUCUAUCCUGCUUGUUGGCAUCAAGGCUCUUACCAGUCUGGAGGUGUCGUACUUCGCCUUUAGCAAAGAGAUGGGCCCCAACGCGCAGAAGAAGCAGUAGAGUGGUUGAAGCGAGAAGAGUCAAAGACCUCCCCAGGUCUAUAGUCUGGCUGUGUACAUCUGUAGGUUUUGUAGUAGC